AUGAAAUUGGCAACCUUCGAAACAUUAAAUGCAAUCACAAGACACACGUCAUCCCAGAUACCAACGAUCUGUCACCCUCCAAAAGAGCUAUCAUGUCUGACGGCUGCACCAGUUGCAGGGGCGCUAACUACACGGGCGGCUGUCUACAACUGGCCGCGCCCGGAAGUCCGGCUGCCUCGGACGCGAGUGCAAGGACGAAAAGGCGCGUCCAGGUGCGUGCCAAGGUCCUCUACGGAUCCGGCAAGGCCAUCGCCAGCCUACAGGCUCAAGAAAAAGCGGCAAGACACUAGCGGCGAUAGACUCGCCGUACUCGCGCUUGCGACAAGCUACGGGGCCGACGACGAGCGACCGGAGCCCCUCGAGCUGUCGAGCUCCUCACGAAGGUUCGCGGGGCCCCGUAAUCUGGCCGAGUGGAGGAAUAGGUCAAGCCAGGGGACGAGGAUCGAGCCGAAGGAGAAGGACUUUGUCGAGGCCGCAAAUUUUGGCCUCAAGGCGAUGAACGACCUCUAUCACGUCAAGGAGCCCAAACUUUACUCUAUGGGUUUAUUUUUGAGCCCGACCAAUCCUGCACGUUAUGUUGCUGCAUUUAAUGAUCAGUCAGCAGAAGCCAAGCACUUAGCAAAAUAUGGUUUCGCAGCUCUUGAAGCGGCCAAAAAAAUUCGUAGCAAAUUCCCUGAUAUUUCAAGACAAUCAUCAAUCUCACAAACAAACGGACAAAGUAUUCUUGGUCAACAGUGCCCAAAAAAGGGAAUUCCGCAAUGUCCACCGGCGAGCUUGAAAUACAGGACGUCGGAUGGAAGCUGUAAUAACCUCAAAGAGCUUUGGUGGGGAUCUGCCAUGUCGACAAUGCAAAGAUUCUUGCCGUCGGCGUACGAUGAUGGCAUCGAGAGUAUACGCAGGUCAGUGACCGGAAAUCCAUUGCCAAGUGCUCGACAAGUGAGCGACCAUAUACACGAGGAGCGUGACGCUCCUCUCAUCUCCGUCACGCAUAUGUUGAUGCAAUGGGGACAAUUUAUCGAUCACGACAUAACUGCGACGGGACAAAGUACUGCAUUCAAUGAUUCGGUACCUCAAUGUUGCCUAAAUGGCGGCUUAGGUUUUCAGCCUUCGGAAUUUAUGCAUCCAGAUUGUCUACCCAUUGCCGUUCAUCCCCAUGACAGACAUUUAAGUAAAUUGUCCGUCCGUUGUCUAGAGUUUGUUAGAAGUGGUCCAGCCCCAAGGGAGAACUGUGAUUUUGGACCAAGAGAACAACUCUCGCAAGUGACGAGUUUCAUCGAUGCCUCCACUGUGUAUAGCAGUAGUGCUCGUCGUUGCGACAGCCUCCGGAUUUUCCGAAAUGGUCUUAUGCAAUAUGGUAAAAUACAAUCUCGAAGGCCAGUUCUGCCUCGCGACGAUUCCGAUCUAUGUCGACGAGGUUCCUUGUCAACGAGCUGCUUCAGAGCUGGCGACGGACGCUUGAGUGAACAGCCGGCACUCAUUUCUCUACACGUCAUCUUUUUACGGAUGCACAAUCGUCUUGCAACUUUAUUAUCGGCUCUCAAUCAGCACUGGAGUGACGAGAAGAUUUUUCAAGAGACUCGUAAGAUUGUCGGGGCUCUCGUUCAACACAUAACUUAUCGUGAAUUUUUGCCAAUUGUCUUAGGGGAUGAAGUGAUGAAAAUAUUCGAUAUCGAACCACUACGAAAAGGCUAUUACAGGGGAUACGAUCAGUUGGUUAAUCCAAACAUUGCCAACGCUUUUUCUAGCGCCGCAUACCGUUUCGGGCAUUCGUUAGUGCAACGAAGCUUUAUACGAUUCGAUAGACAUCACAGGCCAAUUUUGAACAAUGUAACAAUUCACGAAGAGUUCAGUAAUCCCGUAAAUCUAGAAACAGCCGGCUCAGUCGAUCGCAUUUUACUCGGCCUAAUAAAUCAGCCAUCACAGAAACGAGACGAGUUCAUAUCGGAUGAACUAACAAAUCAUUUGUUCCAAACACCUGGCUUUCCAUUCGGCAUGGAUCUGGCAUCGUUAAAUAUUCAACGAGGCCGCGAUCACGGCAUCCCACCAUUCGUAGAGUGGAGAAUUCCUUGCAUGCUAAGUCCCAUUAGAAAUUGGAAAGAGCUUGAGCGAAUAAUGGUACCAGAAACAGCGAGAAAAUUUAAAGAUCUUUAUACUGCAGUGGAAGAUAUUGAUUUAUUCUCCGCUGGUCUCGCCGAGAGACCAGUUGUUGGUGGAUUAAUCGGAGCUACAUUUGCUUGCAUCAUUGCUCAGCAAUUUAGGAGCUUGCGUAAGGGUGAUAGAUUCUGGUAUGAAAAUCCUUUUAUAGAGAGCAGUUUCACGCCUAAACAGCUUCAACAAAUAAGAAAAGUUACUUUGGCUCAAGUAUUGUGCCGUACAUUGGACAACAUUGAUAAUAUACAACCAUUUGUUAUGUUAGCCGCUGAUAAUAUCAGAAAUAAGAGAUUGAACUGCGAUGAUCCCAUAUUGGAUCAAAUUAAUUUAGACCCGUGGAUAGAAAAUCCUUUGCAGCAGCGUGAAUCGUCGGUUACAAAUGAAAGUACUUAUGAUGAUGAUGAGGAAAAAAUUGAAUCAAACGCAGAUGAUCGGGAUACGGAAUCGCGAGUUGUAUCGAUAAAAAAAUUUAAUCAAAGAGUUCCACAAAGGCAAAAUCCAGUUAGAUCAACGAUUAAUCAACAAAAUCGCAUCGUUGUAAAACGCCCAAUUGGGCCAGGCGAGAAUAUUACGAUUAUUGUUAAUAAUCACGCGGUACAUUCGCCAAUUAUUAUUCGCGAUUCGAUGUACGGAUCAAAUAUAAAUAUCGAUCGUCCAUUAAAUUCGGACAUCGGGCCAAAUCAAUCAAAUAUACAAUCAAACAAACAAAAUCCAACGACUGUAAGCGAAAAUUUUAUUGAAUUAAUACCAACUACGCAAAAAUCUACAUUUUCUCAACGACCAUAUAAUUCAUUAAAACCGUCGCAUCUAUAUUAUCCUCAUAAUUUUCAAGACCACAACAAUCCUAAUCCGCCAAAUUAUGGUUUAAAUGCAAAGCCAUUAAAUAACUAUUAUCCAAACAAUGAAUUUUUUUCAUACAAUCUUCCAAAUUUAAUAAACACGGUUUCACCACAACGACAACAGGAUAGUUUUCAUGAAAGUCAAGAAGGAUUUUAUUUUGUUACAAAAAAAACUAUACCAAGAGAUCGACCAUCAUCAAAACCUCAAUUAGGACAAAAUAAUUUUUAUGAACAUCAGCAACAAUCCUACAUUUCAACAAAAAAACCUAAUUUAUCAUACCGUCCAAAUAUAAAGCUCACAUCUAUUGCAUAUAAUCAAGGAAUAGAGUCUAAUCUGCCCUCUAAAUUACAAGGAUCGUAUAAUCAUCUUAAUGAUAAAUCUAAUGAAAACUUCUAUUCAUCACAAAUUAAUGCUAAUAAUCCAUAUAUAAACUGGGAAUCAAGUAAGUCUGAUCGUGUGGUAUUCAAUCCAAACUAUCAAAAUUUCCCAACAAAAAAAAUAGCAGAAUCACCCCAAAAUUAUUCAAAUAGACGGAACACCGAAAAAAGCCCUUUAAAUAAAGAAUCUAGUAAUUCGCAUGAAAUUAAGCAUACAUCUAAAGGACCAAUCCGAUACAAUUCAUGGAGAAAUUCCAAUUCACCUACACAGUUAUAUUCUCUUAGCAAUAGCUUAUCAAAUUCUUCAAAUAAUAAACCAUUACAAAAUACAAAUCAUAAUUUUUAUACACAUUUAUUGAAUAGUAAUAAUCUAGAUUUAAAUUACAACCUAGAAAAGAAAGAAAUUUAUCAUCAAAUGCUUAAUUAUCUCCAAUCGCACACUACAGAAUCUGUUAUAAAAUCGGUAUUAAUUGAGAAACAGCCACAAGAACAAAUAAGUAAUGUUCAUAAAGAAUUACCGAAACCACUAAUUACAUUACAAAAUCGUGAAUUUGACGAAUGCAAAAAUGUAUCGAAAUCAGUAAUACCGGUUGAACAUGUACAAUUGGUACAAAAUUUCUCAAAACAUAUUGAAUCUGUUUUUAAAAAUAAAGACCAAAACACAAAAAAUAUAGAUACUAAUGAACGUACAAAUCAUAAUGAGCUUAAAUCAACAACUGCUGCAAUUAUGACUGAUGGAAUUGAAAUUUUAUUACAACCGAGUGUACAAAAAAUAUUCGGAAAAAAUUUAAGCAAAAUUAUAAAUGAUACAACGACGAUAUAUUCAAAGCCAAAAGUUCCUGCAAAAAUACUAAUAGAAUAUGAAACCUCGAUUACAAAUACAAGUAAUGAAUUACCAAGGCCUAUAAAAAUGAGGCAUGGCAAUUAA
Messenger RNA from Ceratosolen solmsi marchali, 4296 nucleotides. RefSeq lists its product as uncharacterized. Gene Ontology annotation, biological process: response to oxidative stress. Gene Ontology annotation, molecular function: heme binding; peroxidase activity. The record is from RefSeq and is a predicted model, not a curated record. Bases 1 to 4296 code for a protein of 1431 amino acids. The transcript is spliced from 14 exons. NCBI's taxonomy places the organism in Eukaryota, Metazoa, Arthropoda, Insecta, Hymenoptera, Agaonidae.